Molecule: messenger RNA, 1329 nt
Organism: Fragaria vesca subsp. vesca
Lineage: Eukaryota; Viridiplantae; Streptophyta; Magnoliopsida; Rosales; Rosaceae
Product: d-3-phosphoglycerate dehydrogenase-like
Exons: 11
Coding region: 1-1110 (369 amino acids)
Molecular function (GO): NAD binding; phosphoglycerate dehydrogenase activity
Source: RefSeq, a predicted model, not a curated record
AUGGAGAAUGAGUGUUCGGCCAUUGAAAAGUUGCUGGGCUUUUGGCGCUCUCCAACAUACUGGUCUUGGAGCUGUAGUGAUAUCUUGAGGAAGUCGGGGAGAAUGGGUGAUGUCGACAAGAAAAUCACCCAUGUUCUCUUUUGCGGGCCACAUUUCCCUGCUUCUGAGGAUUACACAAGAGAAUAUUUGAUCGAUUACCCUUUUGUCCAGGUCGAUGAUGUACCCCUUGCUGAUGUGCCUGAUGUUAUCGAGAACUAUGAUAUCUGUAUAGUGAAAAGCAUGAAGCUAGAUUUUGAUGUUCUCUCUCGUGCGAAAAAGAUGAAGCUUAUAAUGCAGUAUGGUGUUGGACUGGAAGGCGUCGAAAUUGAUGCUGCAACUAAGUUUGGGAUUAAAGUCGCUAGGAUUCCGAGUCAUGCAACUGGAAAUGCAGCCUCAUGUGCAGAAAUGUCCAUUUAUCUCAUGUUGGGCCUUCUUCGAAAACAAAAUGAGAUGCAAAUUUCUAUAAAGCAGAGAAAGCUUGGAGAUCCAAUUGGUGAAACACUACUUGGAAAAACAGUUUUCAUUUUAGGUUAUGGAAAUAUUGGAAUGGAUUUGGCAAAGCGCUUGAAACCAUUUGGUGUGAAAAUUAUUGCAACAAAACGGAAUUGGGACACUCACUCAGAAGAUUUGUGCCAAUCAAAUGGAUUAGGUGACUUGGUUGACGAGAAGGGUGGUCAUGAAGAUAUCCAUACAUUUGCAGGCAAUGCAGACAUUGUUGUUUGUUGUUUGUGUUUAAAUAGUGAAACAGUUGGCAUUGUAAACAAAUCAUUUUUAUCAUCGAUGAGAAAGGGUGCCCUUUUGGUAAAUAUUGCCCGAGGGGGUCUCUUGAACUAUGAAGCUGUUCUAAAUUACCUCGAGUCCGGAUACUUGGGUGGCUUGGGCAUUGAUGUUGCUUGGACUGAGCCAUUUGAUCCUGAUGAUCCCAUUUUGAAGUUCAAUAAUGUACUGAUCACACCUCAUGUUGCAGGAGUUACCGAGUAUUCUUACAGAUCCAUGUCAAAGGUAGUUGGUGAUGUUGCCAUUCAACUUCAUGAAGGGAAGCCUUUGACAGGACUGGAGUUUGUCAACUGAUUCAGUUUAGAGCCUAGAUGAUUUGGGCGUAUGUAAUAAUUGGUACAUUGAGGACUAGUAUUUGUAAUUGGAAGGAUCUGUAGCUUUUAUGAUCAUUUUUUAUUGAAGUUGAUAAUGAAUAAGAUUAGUGAAUCACUUGUAGAGCACAUACAAGUGAUACAACUUCUAUCCCUCAAAAUUACAGAGGAUUUCACAAUCACUUAUAAAUACAUUACACUC